CUCAAUUAUGUUCCUUACCAAGUUAAACUUACAUCAAAUAAGUAAAUGACACAAAACAACACACUUAAUCACGGCCUCAUAGACUUUAUCUUUCAUACACCCGAGUACACCCAUCCUUGAAAAUAAUAAUCAUAACAAAAAAGCUCAGAGUAAUAAUUGCAAAAAUUUCCCACCCUCCUCUCACUAUCCCUUAACCCCACACAAGACACCCACCACACCAGUCAUUACCCACAAAUCAGAUAUUUCUAAUAAUAAAAUUUUCUCCCAAACCCAAAUCAUAUAAUCUAAUCUCUUCUCUUCUGUAUAAUAAAACCAAACGCAGCCUCAUCUCUCAAGUUGCAAAGAAAAUAGAUAAGUUGAGGUAACCUCCAAUAUAAACAAUUAAAGAGAGAGAAAAUGACUGAUGAAAAAGCUUUUAUAAAUCUAGCUGUUCCUCUUUGUGGACAUGCCGUCCAUUAAGCCCCCACAAAAUUAUAACUUAACCAACAUUUUUAUUUUUCCCUCUCUCCUACAUCCACCCAUGUCGGUGAUAUCUUAUUAUUCCUCCCACUUAUUAUCUUUUUCCCUUUUCUUUUUUCGUUUAUGAAUUCAUAAAAAAAUAAGAAAAAAAAAACUCAUUACUUUUUUUGAUAUAAAUUAUAAAUAUAUAACAACCCUAUUUUUAUUUCCCACACACAAUCCCCAAAACCCCAAAAUUCCUCUCUUUUUUUUCUUCUCUCUCCUCUUUUCUCUCUCUUCUUGAAGAAUAGUUCGUCGUAGUUGGAAGUAGUAGAAGUAGAAGAAGCAAGCAUGGAAGCGGGGUCAACGAAGAAGAGAGAGAGAGCAGAGAAGCCAUACAAAGGGAUAAGGAUGAGGAAGUGGGGGAAGUGGGUAGCCGAGAUUAGAGAGCCCAAUAAACGAUCAAGAAUAUGGUUAGGAUCGUAUUCAACCCCGGUUGCAGCGGCACGAGCUUACGACACGGCCGUGUAUUAUCUUCGCGGUCCAUCCGCACGGCUUAACUUUCCUGAGUUGUUGAUGGGGGAGUGUCGUCUUAGCGAUUUAUCGGCUGCUUCGAUCCGAAAAAAAGCUAUUGAGGUUGGUGCUAGGGUUGAUGCUCUCGAGACCGCUUUUCAACGGUCUAACUCCAAUAAUAGCAUCAGCCGUCAUAUUAACAACAUCGAGCACGAACACGAACACGACAAUCAUAGUAGUAGUAGUCCGGAGAGUAAGGUAACGGUUGAGGAGAGAGAAAAGAGGAGUGGGUUUGUUGGGUGUGGGUGGGUUGUUGAUGAGAAACCCGAUUUGAAUAAGGUACCCGAACCCGAGGAUUCGGAAGAGUGGGAUGAUUGAUUGAUUGGUUUGGUUGGUUGAAAGAGGAAGAAAGAAAAGAGAGAGAAAGAAAUGAAGAGUUUUCUUUUUCUUUUUUUUUUUUUGAAUUUUAAAAAAUUGUUUUUUAGAAGAAAUAGUUGUCGAUAGAAAGAGAGAGAAAAGCAACAACUGACGAAGGUUGCGGCUCAGGUUUGGAUGUCGGUGGCUGCGACGGGGGAGAGAGAAAGAAAAAGAAAAAAAAAAGAAAGAGAGAAGUAGUAAUUGCUACUCCAUAUAAUUGCAAUUUUUUAUGUGGGCCACUUAAAAAAAAUCCAUUAUUUCCUCUCACUAUCCAGUUUUUUUUUUUUUUUUUUUUAGAUUUAAGGUAGAUUUUAUUUUCUUGAUUUUGUUUUUUUUUUUCCUUGAAGAUAGGAAAAAGGAAAUUUUGGGGGAUGUAAGAGGAAAAUAUUGUAAAUACAUGUUGUUUUAAUUGUUAAUUUUAAUAUAGUUUAGUAGCUUCCUUUUUAUCCA
Molecule: messenger RNA, 1818 nt
Organism: Chenopodium quinoa (quinoa)
Lineage: Eukaryota; Viridiplantae; Streptophyta; Magnoliopsida; Caryophyllales; Amaranthaceae
Product: ethylene-responsive transcription factor ERF010-like
Biological process (GO): regulation of DNA-templated transcription
Molecular function (GO): DNA binding; DNA-binding transcription factor activity
Source: RefSeq, a predicted model, not a curated record